Brenthis ino (lesser marbled fritillary) is the source of this 1602-nucleotide messenger RNA. Lineage: Eukaryota; Metazoa; Arthropoda; Insecta; Lepidoptera; Nymphalidae. The record is from the annotation of a GenBank genome assembly.
AUGUCAUCUAAAAGAAAAUCGCCACCCUCUAAAUUGCAAGACGGAACCGUUGACACAGAAAAGCCUGAAGCCGGUCCCGCUAAUCUGGAAUUCUCGGACAACCACGAAUCAGAUGACAACGAUCGCUUUUACAAAUUCUCACCGAGCUCUUCCCCUAGAACGUCUAUAAGUGAGGAAGAAACUUACGAGGACGAGCAACCGAGUAAAAAGCAACGAUUCGAAACCGACAUGACAAAUAACCUUCUAGUCCCAUCGAGCUUUUUAAGUCUUCACCAGGUCAACGACCUCCAAGCUAGAAGACGUGGCUCGUCAGAAUGCAGUAGCCCUGGAGCAGAAGCUAAGGUUUUGGGGCUAUGCAAUAACAAUAAUUCAUUGCUGAAUCAUAACAGUGCGUUGUCUCUCGCGCCGCCGCAUAAGCGGUCGAUGGAUGACGUGCUAAAGCGUUUGACGUCGAAAAUGAACAAUAGUACUAUUAAAGAAGAGAAAAGGCCUACGCCGUCUACUACACCUGUUAAGCAGAACAAUGAUCGUCGGGGCGUGUUAGACGCGGCGGCGCUGCAAGCUUUAGCUGGCGAGAGCGUGUUGGAGAAGGAAAGGCAGUUAUCAGAAAUGAUAUUACAGCUACAAAUGGUGAGAGAGCAGCUUUUGGCCCAACAAGAACAUAAUAAGAACAUAGGCACCGUAUCGGCAGAGCUUGAGCUACAGAGACUUCAACAAGAACAUCUCAGAAGGCAAGAGAUGGUGAGACGCGGCCAUUCUCUGUACCCUGGACCUCCACUAGCUUUGCUCCCGCUACUAGAGCAAAUGCGACCACAGCCUCCACCACAGACCAAUGUUGUUCCAUCAAGUCCUUGGCCAGCUACAGCUCAAUUGGCACAGCUGACAGCCAGUGCAAGGUCUUCACCCCCACAGGAUCCAGACGCACCCCUAAACCUGAGCAAGCAACGUUCACCUUCACCCGCACAACAAGUCAUGCUCCCUCGGUACAUGCCGUACCCGCCAAUGGAAGACAACAACCCUUACAUGAAAAAAGAUGACGAAUAUAACACAGCAUGCAAUACGUCAUCCUGGAACCAGUCCCCUCCAGAAGAAUCAGAAAAAGCAAAGUUGAUUCGUCAACCGAAACGCGACGAAACCGGCAAACCUCACAUUAAGAGACCAAUGAACGCCUUCAUGGUGUGGGCAAAAGACGAACGUCGCAAAAUCCUAAAAGCAUGCCCUGAUAUGCAUAAUUCAAAUAUAUCUAAAAUACUUGGAGCAAGAUGGAAGGCUAUGUCUAAUGCAGAGAAACAACCAUACUAUGAGGAACAAUCGAGACUCUCAAAAUUACACAUGGAAAAACAUCCUGAUUACAGGUACCGGCCAAGACCAAAGCGAACAUGCAUUGUAGACGGCAAGAAGAUGCGGAUAUCGGAGUACAAAAACUUGAUGCGUACGCGCAGACAAGAAAUGAGGCAACUAUGGUGUAGAGACGGUGGAAGCGAAUUGAACUUUCUCCCGUCCCUAUCGAGUCCUGGACCUUCCAACUCCUCACCUCCCCCAAAUGGGGGUAAUUAUAUGAACCCCGCUUUCUCCCCUCCACUUUCCCCUCGAGAGGAGGAU